UUGGCCUGUUCAUCAUCUAUCUUGCACACCACCGCCUGGUAUCUAUUCUAUUCUUCCGUUCAUCUGUCUGUAAGACUCUGACCGACACCAUGGCUGAGGAUGAGUUGUCUGCCUUGGUGGUGGAUAAUGGGUCGGGGAUGUGCAAGGCAGGUUUUGGUGGUGAUGAUGCCCCCCGAGCCGUGUUCCCCUCCAUGGUAGGGCAUCCUCGGCACCAGGGGGUCAUGGUAGGCAUGGGUCAGAAGGACUGCUAUGUGGGUGACGAGGCUCAAAGUAAGAGAGGCAUCCUGACGCUGAAGUACCCCAUUGAACAUGGCGUGGUCACCAACUGGGACGAUAUGGAGAAGAUCUGGCACCACACUUUCUACAACGAGCUGAGAGUGGCACCAGAUGAACAUCCCAUCCUCCUCACGGAAGCACCACUCAACCCCAAGAUCAACCGGGAAAAGAUGACUCAGAUCAUGUUCGAAGCCUUCAACACACCUGCCAUGUAUGUGGCUAUCCAAGCUGUGCUGUCUCUCUAUGCCUCCGGGAGGACUACAGGCAUUGUGAUGGAUUCUGGGGAUGGGGUCACACACACCGUGCCCAUCUAUGAAGGCUAUGCCCUACCGCAUGCCAUUCUACGGCUGGAUCUGGCUGGCAGAGACCUGACUGACUACCUUAUGAAGAUCCUGACGGAACGAGGCUACAACUUCACCACAACCGCUGAGCGGGAGAUUGUGCGAGAUGUCAAGGAGAAGUUAUGCUACGUAGCCCUGGAUUUUGAACAAGAGAUGGUCAAUGCAGCUGCUUCCUCUGCACUAGAAAGAAGCUAUGAGCUCCCUGAUGGGCAGGUGAUCACCAUUGGGAAUGAACGCUUUCGCUGCCCAGAAGCGAUUUUCCAGCCUUCCUUUUUGGGGUUUGAGUCCAGUGGGAUCCAUGAAGCAACCUUCAAUUCGAUCAUGAAAUGUGAUGUAGAUAUUCGCAAGGAUCUAUAUGCCAACACUGUGCUGUCUGGAGGUAGCACUAUGUAUCCAGGCAUUGCUGACCGGAUGCAGAAGGAAAUUGCAAUCCUGGCACCUAGCACCAUGAAAAUCAAGAUAAUAGUUCCCCCAGAACGGAAGUAUUCUGUUUGGAUUGGGGGCUCUAUUCUGGCCAGCCUGUCUACAUUCCAACAGAUGUGGAUAAGUAAACAGGAGUAUGAUGAGGCUGGUCCUCCCAUUGUUCACAGAAAAUGUUUCUGAAUGGGUGUCCCUGCUAAUGGAUUUUCACAUUUUUCCUUUUUCUAGGUCAGAGGUAUGGAACUGCUUUCAUCCACUUCCUAUCGAGUCAAGAAACAAAAAUCAACUCCAAAUGGAUCAAAGACCUAGAUGUCAGACCAGAAACAAUCAAAUGCUUAGAGGAAAACAUUGGUAAAACACUUUCCCACCUACACCUCAAGGACAUCUUUGAUGAAUCAAACCCAACUGCAAGAAAGACUAAAGCAGAAACAAACCAAUGGGACUACAUCAAAUUGAAAAGCUUCUGCACAGCCAAAUAAACUAUUAAACAAACAAAGAGACCCCUCACAGAAUGGGAGAAGAUCUUCACAUGCCAUACAUCAGACAAGAAACUAAUCACCAAAAUAUAUAAAGAGCUCAGCAAACUUAGCACCAAAAAAAGCAAAUGACCCUGAUAGCUUUCCUAUUCUUUAUCCCUUUGGGAGUAUGGACCCAAGGUCAUUGUGGGAUGCAGAAGGUUGAAGGUUUAGCUUCUGUAAUUGCUUCCCCGCUGAACAUGGACGUUAACAGUUCGAUCCAUACUCCCAGCCAAGACAGGACUUUAAAAGGUUUUUCUUGGGGCCAACAAAGUAGCCUUUUUAGAUAGUGUGCCUGCUUUGUUAUGCACACUAUCGCAGUCAGAGCCCAGACCUGACCACACUGCAGGAAGCUUUGGAGCCAUGGCAUUUUCCCCCUCUGUCUCUGUAUGUCUCUUUCUAUCUGAAAAAGUUGGGCCAGUAUGGAGUAGCCCUAGAGAUGACAAAAUAAAAACAAAAGCUUUUGCUUGUCUAUAACUUUACUAUUCUCGUAAAGGGAGUAAUUUUUAUAGUGCAAAAAUUAUACAUAGAGAGGUUUGAAGCUGCACUCCAAAAAUUCUAUAGUAUUGGGUAACUAACGAUAAAUCAGGAAAAUCUCACUUUUAAAGUUUUCACACUUCUAAUUGGGUAAAAUAUGAGUCAACCUCAACUCUUGGAGAAUGUUCUAUUUUAUAAAUGCUGAAAGUUUAAUCCUGCCCCACCCCAGGUCCUCCAAAAAGGGAAGAGAAUGACAAAAUUGGAGGCACAGAAAGAUAGAAACAGAGAGAAGAAAAAUGAAGGGAGAGAGAGAAAGGAAAAAAUAGACGAGAGAGAGAGAGAGAGAGAGAAAAUAGUACAUUCAACUCCUUAACCUACUCACACUCUUUUGGUUAUUUUCCUCUUACUAAAAAGUUCCAAAUAGUUCUAGAGUUGAGUUUCAGGCAUCCAACUGCCUAAUAAUGCAGACAUUAUAGUAAAUUGAAAGUGUGCUUUUCUGGUAACCACUUACAGUCUCCUUCCAGAAUUUACAAAAGAUUCUUUUCAAAAAAUUGUUUGAAGUUAAGAACUAAGCAUGUGGUUUUCCCAGUACUGUUUCCAGAUGGUGAUAAGUAUAGUCAGAAUGUCUUUGGGGAUAUAUAUGCACAUAUUUCUAGAAAGACUGCUCAUUAAAAAUAAUUGAUACUUUAAGACUUCCUUUUAAAAUAUGAAAGGACCUGUCUAAACUAUAUUUGUUAUUUUUCCAAACUAGAGCACAAGCAGUAAAGACCAUAGAGUCUCCAUGUA
Erinaceus europaeus (western European hedgehog) is the source of this 2815-nucleotide messenger RNA. RefSeq names its product actin beta like 2 (gene ACTBL2). Gene Ontology annotation, biological process: axonogenesis; cell motility. The record is from RefSeq and is a predicted model, not a curated record. Lineage: Eukaryota; Metazoa; Chordata; Mammalia; Eulipotyphla; Erinaceidae. The coding region runs from base 90 to 1220 and encodes 376 amino acids. Gene Ontology annotation, cellular component: membrane; glutamatergic synapse; NuA4 histone acetyltransferase complex. The transcript has 2 exons. Gene Ontology annotation, molecular function: protein kinase binding; nucleosomal DNA binding.